UAAAAAGAAUAUUUAGGGCAAACGAGUCGAGCCAAGAACCCUAAAACCCCAGGAUGAUCAUUCCAGUGCGCUGCUUCACUUGCGGCAAGGUGAUCGGCAACAAAUGGGACACCUACUUGGAUCUUCUCCAGGCCGAUUACCCAGAGAGUGAAGCGCUCGAUGCUUUGGGACUUGUGCGCUACUGCUGCCGGCGAAUGCUCAUGACUCACGUCGAUCUCAUCGAAAAGCUGCUCAACUACAACACUCUGGAGCGCAACGAAAACAAUCAGUGAAGCUUCUGUGAGUCUUGUGACAUAGCUAGCCUAUACAAACUUUGCAAAGAAACUCUUCGAUUAUUGUAGAAUCUCAAUGAAUUGAGAGAGCUUAUUGAGAUC
Molecule: messenger RNA, 374 nt
Organism: Selaginella moellendorffii
Lineage: Eukaryota; Viridiplantae; Streptophyta; Lycopodiopsida; Selaginellales; Selaginellaceae
Product: DNA-directed RNA polymerase subunit 10-like protein
Exons: 4
Coding region: 54-272 (72 amino acids)
Biological process (GO): tRNA transcription by RNA polymerase III; transcription by RNA polymerase I; transcription by RNA polymerase II
Cellular component (GO): RNA polymerase I complex; RNA polymerase III complex; RNA polymerase II, core complex
Molecular function (GO): DNA-directed RNA polymerase activity; zinc ion binding; DNA binding
Source: RefSeq, a predicted model, not a curated record